This is a messenger RNA of Capsella rubella, 693 nucleotides long. Its product is annotated as 50S ribosomal protein L31, chloroplastic. Gene Ontology annotation, cellular component: ribosome. The coding region runs from base 59 to 505 and encodes 148 amino acids. Gene Ontology annotation, molecular function: structural constituent of ribosome. The record is from RefSeq and is a predicted model, not a curated record. Gene Ontology annotation, biological process: translation. The transcript is spliced from 2 exons. NCBI's taxonomy places the organism in Eukaryota, Viridiplantae, Streptophyta, Magnoliopsida, Brassicales, Brassicaceae.
UCGUUUACUUGGUCUCUACCACCAGGAAAAAAGAGUAAGAUAGCUGCUGAAGGCGAAAAUGGCGGUUUCUCUCCCGAACUCGUUUCUUCAGAUUAAUCCAUGUGUUCCUUCUCUGGAAUUGAGAAAGCCAGCUAUGGCGGCAUUGGUUAACGGCGCGAGAGGAGGGAAACAAUCGGCGAGAAGUACCAAUUCGGUGGUUCAAAUAACAUGUCGUAAGAAGGAUUUGCAUCCCGAGUUCCACGAGGACGCCAAGGUUUACUGCAAUGGAGAGCUGGUGAUGACAACUGGAGGAACUAAGAAAGAGUAUGUGGUUGAUGUUUGGUCAGGUAACCAUCCUUUCUACCUCGGGAAUCGCUCGGCGUUGAUGGUUGACGCUGAUCAAGUUGAGAAGUUUCGUAAGAGGUUCGCUGGCCUCUCCGAGAUUAUGGAGAUACCUGUUCUUAAAGGUGAGAUUGUGCUGCCCACGAAGAAAGGUAAAGGUCCUGGUAAAGGCAAGAAGAAAUGAUGAGACUUUUGUUUUACCUGGUACAAAAAACUUGAAUUUCUUGUUGUCUUUUUUCAAUUGGAAUGGAUACUGCUUAGGCUGUUUAAAUUUGUAUGUUAAUGCUCUUCUGAAUGCAAUUUGAUUAUGUUUUUGUUUUUAAAUCUGUUUGGUUUCAUUGAGAGUGAGUAUGAAAAUUUGGGACUUUGGUU